AAGAAAUCCUGAACAGCUGAUUAGGAAAACAUCAACACCAACGCCAUAGCCACUGCCAAGAGGCAAAAACGAAGAAGAACUAGUCUGGCGAACGUCAGUUGUCAAAAGAGGAAAGCAAAAAAAAACAUUGUAACUGUCAUCGAUGCAGUCGAUUAGUCACCGCUGUUUUCUCUUUUCGAUUUUGUGUAAAAGUGGAAUGUGUAAAAUUUUUCGUUCGUCAAUGGCCGAAUGGUAAUACAAUUUAGCGUUUGUUUAUGCAUUCCUGAGGCGGUAGAAUUUUUGUGCGCUUGAUCUUCCUCCCGGAACGGAAGCAGCAGCAAUGGAAAAGCUGUCUUUGUUUAGCAGUUUGCAAAAAUCGAUAGAUUCCCUGAAGGCGACCGAAUGCAGCCAAAAGGAAAAGAUUGCUCACUUCGAGCAGAUAACGGAAACGAUUGUGGCCGUGAGGAGCGGCUCGUCCAGUGCACUCUUCCAGAACCAUUUGAGCGCCGCCAUCGGAACGCUGCUUAUGUUCUGCGAGGAGUCCGAUUCGAGCGUGCGAAUGAGCGCGGAGGAAAGUCUCAACCGAAUCGUUCGCUUCUGCGAAGGCCACGGUUGCAUCGUGCGGAUCCAAGUCGAUCUGUACCAUGAGAUUAAGAAAAACGGAAACGAGAGAUCGUUGCGGAUAUGUUUGGGUCUGUUUGGGCACUACUGCGCUGCUAUCAAGCAGCGGAAGGGGAAAAUCUACGCUCAAAAUUUGCUGCCCUGUGUUUACGCCAUUUCCAAGCGAAGGGAAACGCUGGUGUUGGAAAGUUUGGCCUCGUUUGUGAAAAUAUUCACGGAGAAGUUGGAAAGUUAUAUGACCGAUGGGGAGGUUCUGAAAAUGACGGAACUGUUCGUGGAGGAUUUGGCGGCCGAGUGUGCUACGAAGCGACGGUGCGCUUCGCAGAAUAUCGACGCGUUUGUGGCUGGCUCUCGCUGUCCCAGUUUCUAUGCUAACAAUGCCUUUAACCGGUGCAUCGAGAUGCUACUUAAGAAUCGGGAUCAUAAUGCAGUGCUUGGUGUGUUGACUUGCUUCCGGGGCAUUCUGCCGAUUGUGCUGAAGGACUCGAGCGUGGAAAAAUCGAUCGAAAUCUUGGAUCUCGUCGUGCACUUUCUCAAAGAUGGCAAUCACAGUGUUGUCAAUGAAGCGCUGGAAGUGAUUGGUGUGAUUCUGGGCAAUCUUCCGCGCGCCGCUAGGGCGGUGUUGCUUUCGAACGAACUCGAUCACCGGAAGUUUCUCUUGAAACGAAAAACACUUAAAAAUUCAGUUUUCAAGAUAAAUUUGAGCGAAAGCUUGCUGAGCUCACGCAAAUCUAGCACCGAUGGACGGAUAGAGCUGCUGAAACCAGCGAAAGCGUCGCUGUUUCUCCAGGUUGAAUCCACACCGACAAAGUUCAGUCCCGGGGACGACAAAUCGCUUGCGUCCGCUUCCGAUCUGGAAAUGGACUCCUUUCGGAACAGCCCGGAAAAGAAAUCCGAACCAGGAACCCCAAGUCAGCCGGAUUGCAGCACUCCGAUCAAGAGUCAGAAAUCGGUUGACUCUUUGGGUUCCUUCAUAAACACAUUCCUCACGACAAGUUCCAAUGCCGGCGAAUCGGUGAGCAAAUUUUUCCGUAAGCCUUUCGAUUCGACGGUAUCGACAUCCGGUGCGGCGAUUGCCAAGGACGCCGAUCUCGUCCGGGGUGGUGGGCCCGAGGAGGACGAUCUUUCGUUAGAAUCGUUGGCCAGCAGCCAGAUAUCGAUGCUCAGCAGCAACACGGAAACGAUUCGGAACGAGUUGGACGUGACGCCAGAAAUCGAUGAUUCCGUGGUAGGGACGGAGGAGACAAUUACGAUUGGGGGGAACGGAGCAGAGGAGGUAACUCUGCCGGAAGCGCAAGAUGGGUUGAGUAAAUCACGCACGGCUUCGAUCGCAAGCGCAAUGGAAGAGAUUGCCGAUGAGGCGGAACCUCCGACUCGACAGAUAUUUAUAGGAUCCAUCCAUGAGCAGAAUAUUGUGGACUACACGGUUCGACUGAUCGCCUCUAAAUUCCUGCUGUCGGGAACGCCGCACGGCCUAAUUCCGGACUACUUAAUAAGAGUAUCGGUGAAAAGUAUGUCCUUGCAAAUCAUUGCCCAGUGUGUGCAAUUGCGACCAGAAAUAUUGCUGCUUCCACUGGAGAAAGACGAACCGAAAGAGGAGUUUGACAUCGUGGAAAUACUGAGCCUAGAGGACGCGAUCAGGGAGAUUACGAACGAAACGAUAUUCGAGACUGAUGAGUACUCACCUACGGGCGCUGCAUCGGGGACGGCGGCAGCUGCUGCUCCCGAAACGGAAGGUUUGCUGGAGAUGGAAGAGGAUCAUUUCGGCGAACCGAGUGCGACCUACUUCGAGUACUUCUCGCCGAUGAGCAUCAGUCUGGAUCAGGGACUGAGUUCGCUUAAAACGAAGCUAAAGCUGGUAGAGGAAAAUUUUAGCACCAUGGCGACGGAUAACCAGGAGAAGCUGAGUAAGGAACUGGAUGCGAUACUUUCGCAGUCGGAUUACAGUGGAGAGGUGGCACGGCGGGGUGAGCGACGGAAGGAGCUGCUGGUUGUCCCUAGGGUGAUCACUAGCAAGGGUGACGUGGUGGAGAAGCGGCUAGUGGAGUUUGAGAGACACACUGGUGACCAGCAAAUGAUCGCCGAUGUGCUGCUGCUCUAUGAUCAUCCUGAUCAGACACUCAGAGGGAAUGUUCUGCUGAUCGUGGGUAAUUUUCUCGAACAGGUGUUCAAGCGAUGUUCGAAUGUAGCGGCCUUUCUUGGAAGCAGUGACCUAGAAGUCACGUUGAAGUCGUUUUUGAAACAAGAUGCGCUACUUCAAGUUGUUCAGCAGGGCUUCUUCGACGAGAUACACUCCGUAGUUAUCCAGGCACUGAUUACAUUCGAGCAGAUUUUUUCCGUUUAUUGUGACACCCAACCGUGUGGGAACAUCUCGAACAACCAGCCAAAUCCGGAAGCUCACUGCGAUGUCAAUUUCAAACCACCUCCAGAGGAAAACCUCUUCACGAGUAAUCGAACGCCACCCCAAACCAAUCUCGAGCAACUCAUCGAAGGCCUGCUGCUGACGUUCCCCAACAGGUACUGGCUUGUGCAGCGCAAAAUCUGCGAUGUAAUUGUCGCGCUGGACUAUAACAAGCUGCGGGCGGUUGUUGGCAACAAGAAGGCAAGAGUUAUCCAGGAGAAAUGUUUGAACAAAUUGCUGACCCUGCUAGGAGACAACGAUGUCCGCAUACGCAACUAUGCCGGCGAGAAACUGCUUUGCUACAUCGAACGAACGUACAAUGUCGGAGAAGUCGGGAAGCGUCCGGACCAAAGCAUCGUCGAAAGCUUUGUGGAAAACUACGUUUUGUCCAGCUUUGCUGAACCAAUCGACAGACGCAAGUUUACACGUCCCUUGGAUACAACGUUUUUUGUGAAAGGUGUAGCGCAAAUUUUCUACACACUGAGCAAUCAGCUGCUCAACCUGGCCGAUCGGAAUCAAUUGCUCGGAACAGUGAAUUUCCUUAAGAUAUUCAUCGCCAAAUACGACCCCUUCGAGCUGGUUGAGCUCUGGAGCGAAUACAACCUAUUGAACGUGUUGCUCAGCCUGAUGUGCGAGCACACCGGAACGGCGUUGGAUCUAACCGCCCAACGUGAUCUGUUGGAAAUAUGUUCCACACUGAUGACUGUGAUCAUGGCAACACGGGGCAGCAUCAGCGCAGUCGACAACGAACUGAUCGACAGGUUCUUUUUCCAUCUGCUGAAGAUCAUGAACAUCUAUCAGCAUCUGUUUACGAACACCAAGCCGGUCAUCAUUCCGAGGGCCCAGAAGGGGGACCUGUUCAUAAACACCCGUGAGCUGCAGCUGGUGAAUUGCUUCGGAUACUUCGGGAGUGAUCAUUUCUAUCUGAAGCUGUACAGUCUACUGAGGAAUUCGUUCGAAAGUUAUAGGAUCACCAUCACCGCCGACGCGGGUCUAAAGCUGUUCGAUCUGCUACGCGCAACCAUCAGCAGUCUGUGGCGCCUGUUGGAAAUCAAAACCAUCUCCACCAUGACGAACGGAGCCAAGUUUAUCGAAGAAGUACUCCGCUACCUGUUGACGUUUCUCCCCUAUGAAACGGAGCACUGCGUUUGCUGCACAAAGUUCCUGCUCCAAUUCUUGUUUUCCUGUAAUUACAUCGACCGUAUGGACGAGGAGCUGGCGUACUUCCGCACGGCCGCUGAAACGCGGAAUCUGCCCGACGAGGAAGCCUGUCAAACGUUCCUUGACAGAUAUUACGAGUUUUGGAAGCUACAAACAGUGAGCUCGUGGGCCGAUCUUGGUGGUUGCAUCAAGCAGUUCGAACCGAUCGUGAUCGGGUGUCUGAAAGUGUUCUCCCGCACGACGGUACCGGUGCAGGCGGCCAUUCUGGAUUUGCUCUCCCAGCUACUUGAUUAUGGCGUCAAAUAUCAGCUACUAGAUUCGGGCAAUGUUUUCGUGGAUUAUGUGCUCAAGCAUGUCGAGCUGCUCGAGACCGGAAUGAUCCGUGGUUCGGAGCUAUUGAUCGAGAAGAUUGUCAAAUUUUUGUUCCUGCUAUCCCACUCAAAGGAACGCGCGAAGCUGGUCAACAUUCCGAAGAUCAUCAACAUCUGUGAUAACCUGCUGGCGAACGGGUUGAUCCGGGGUACGGCGAUAGCGGCCCUGCAGUCCCUGGCGCAUGAGAUAUUCUUCCUGCAUCGGGUACUAUCGACGGAUCGAGAGUCGAGUGAGCUGGCGCAAUCGGAAUCGGCCACCCAGAAGGAGGUUGUGCUGAACAUGAUAAUUAAGUUUCCCGGGGAGAUCAAGGGGUACGGGGUGUUGCCUAUGAUACUGUUGUCCACCCGUCAGUCACAAUCCUACAGGGGCGAGAUAUGGAACGCUUUGGUUAGCAUUAUGCAGGAUGGAAGAUUGACGAUAUGUAAUGAGCGGGAAAGAAUGGUUGUCUGUCAAACGCUACAAUCACUGGGGAAGGAUGCGCUGCUGGAGAGUAGAUCGCUGCAGAGCUUUUUGAAGAUUGUCUUUCUGUUGGGCGAAUGUCAGGAAAUUCCAAUGAAUCAGAAAAUAAUCUACUGGCAGAUGGUUCUCGAACGGGUUUUGCUCGAAACGGAAGAGGGGUAUCUUCUUAGCAAUAUUAAGCUGUUUCUCACCAAGGAAAAUGCGUUCGCCGGUAGCAAUUGCGAGGUUGAUGCUCUGGUUCAACUUCUGUGUGAUAUACUGUACGGUUCGAUCGAAAAUUAUCACGAAAAUCAGGGCGGUAUCUUUGGAGAGGAUUGUCUGAUUCAAUUGAUACAGAUCGUAGCCAAUUUUCGCAAAUUCAACAAGAUCAAUCAGAGCCUGCGGGUCAAAAUCGACCCCAAUCGGUUGUAUUCGAGCAAGAACAAUUUUAAGAUAAAAGCGAACAUUUUAGAGCUUCUUGUCAAAAUUAAUUAUCCCACGACGAAGCUACUGGCGAUUGUUGAUGAGCCCUAUAAACCGGUAAGGACGGAACAAAUGGUUCGACAUCUGCUGGAGUUACUCUUCGAUUGCAAAUACCGCCAAUCCGAUUGGAUGUCAGAGGAAAUUAGUGCACUUAUAGAUGAUCAUUUUGACACCUUAAAGAAUCACUUCGACGGGUUCCUGUCCAAACACGUGGCGUCCAUCGAACACUCCUCCGCGAUUGUAUCGAAAAUUGUUCAUAAUUUCGACGCAUCCAAACCGGACUUCAAACAGCUGAAUCUUCUCGAGGAAUCCCACUUGAGCAAUCUGCCCCUCUUCAUCGAGCAACUAACGAAGCUCCUAUCGAACAAAAACAUUGCUGUAGCUCGCAAGUCAGCUCUGAUAAUCGAUGCCAAAUUGACCGCCCUCCUGAAGCUAGAAGCACCCCAAAGCGAUGCACUCCUACCCAAAUCGCAGUGGUACGAACUGAUGGUCCUUUUCACUCCCGAAUUGCGGAAAAAAUUCCCGAAACCAUUCCGAUCCCUUCUUUCGCUGGCUCGUUGCUACGAGGCGAUGAACCCACCGGAGGAGUUAAUCACCCCCGCCGAUACCAAUGUGCAAGCGAUGAAACAACUCAUCGCCGAUGACUCGUGGUUCACGAGGCAAAUCAGUUUCCACUGCGGCGGAGCUUCGUACACCAAACCAAAGAACAUUUCCCGCAUGCUUCUGGAAGUGAACUCCGAAAGCAAGCAGAUAAAUUUGCUCUCCGGCGGUAGUUUCAACCUUCGCCUGCUCCGGGAAGUCAUUGGAACUGCGUUCGAGCAUAUGUUGCAUACUUUCCGGGUGGAUUGCAUUCAGUUCAACCCGCAUCUGAACUAUCUGAAGGUUCAUCCGAUGCUGAAGGUUGGCCUGAUCGUCCUAAUGAGAAAGCUCGAUGAAAUUGUGACUUGCUCGGAGAGCGACGAAAAAAUGGUACUCCACUGUCUCAAAGCGACUAUUUGUUUCCUGGAGAACCUCAACCGCAUGGAACACAUUUGUCUGAUGUACGUGGAAGCGCGUUUCCUCGAUCGUUUCGUCAAGGAUCACAUACUCAAGUCGAACUUUUUCGAAACUCUGCUGUUGUUUGCCAGAAAAUGCGCACAACUGUUGAUGGCGAAAAUCCAAUCUGAUGGACUGCGAGACACCACUUCGCUGGAACUGUACCUGAGAAGCAUCGACCUAACCUUGCGGCAAAAGUAUCUGUGGACGGAACUGAACCAGAACGAUAAGUUCCGCGACGAUCAGACAUUCUAUCUGUGUGUCGUGGUUGACAUUCUGAAGCUUCACCUUCGGGGUACCACAUUCCUCAGACGCUACCGCCCACCGGAAGUGUUCGCGGAGCACAUCAAGACCAAAUACGAUCAGGCGGAACCCUUUCUGCAGGCGAUCUUCAUCGCGGAGUAUGUUUCCGAGACACGAAACUGGGCCGAGGAAAACGACCGACUGCAACCGCAGCAGCAGUCACUGUUGAAAGCGUUGGAAUCGGUGGCGAUCGCGGUGCUCAAAACCGAUCGUUUUUACGCGUUUGCGUUGACUCCGGCGGAGGUGUUCAAUUGUUACAAUUUCGACGUUGAUGUAGAACUGCUGAAACUACCUUCGGUUCCGAUUGAUUAUCUGUACGAGUUGGACACGCUGGAGGUUUUUCUGAGGAGGGUAAACAUUUUUGGAUACUCCUCCAAGCAACAGUUCGAGGAGAUUUUUAUGUCUCUUCUGGUGCUAAUCAAUAAGGAAGGUGACCCGGAUAUGAUAAAUUACCAGGAACAAUACGAGAUCAAAAGCAUGUGCCUGCGAGCGAUGACCGAUCUGCUUUUGUCGUGUUACAAAUACCCUCGGAUAGGUUUCAGCGACAGCAAAUUCCACCACGUUCCUCGCAAUCCAUCCAUCAAGUUUGACUCGGUUGGCUUGAAGAAGCUCCACCACAUUCAGCUACAGAUACCCACGAAUGGAAUUUUCUACCAGCCAAAUUUGGAGCGGACGCUGCAGGCACCCACCACCGGGGAUAGCAUGAGCUGUGGUGCUGACAGCGCCAUCGGAACGGCAAUUUUUGCCGUGAAUCAGUAUUCCGUGCGCUACUCUUGGCAGGCGCUGGAGGGCAUGCCGAGUGAAUCUCUGACUGCUAAAAAUUUGAACUAUUUUAUCGAGAAGACAAAUUUGGAUGUGAUGAGUUCGGUGCAGCUGUUUUACGAUGUCCUGGCACAACUACUGGAGGAAAACUUUGCACUAGCCUUACCCCACUUGGUGCGGUUCUGCGAAAUCUGUGGAAAUCGUGAUCAAAUUCGACAACUGUACACUAGGCUCGUAGAGCUGCAGGAGCGCGUCGCAAUGGAGGACACCCUUUCCCAGCAGCACAUCAUCUACUUGCUGUGCAAAAUGGCUGCACUGCUAGUACCUUCAAUCGCCGAGUUGACCCACCUCUGUGCAAUGAUUCCGACGUAUCUCAAGAGCACCCAGCUGUACAUACGGAACGCGACGCUCCAUGGACUGAUGUGUCUGCUGGAGUGUCUUGUUGCGUCCAAUACAACGAUAGGAGGGCUUAGCGAAGAGUUGCAGCUUCUGCGCAAUGUUAUUGUGAAUUACAUCGUCAAGCACGGGAUUAUUGAUGAGAGUUCAACGGCAUUUAGUGAUAUGCAUACAAGGCUAGUGUGGACACUGAAUUUUUAUCUGAUUGAAAACACAACUCGAUUCGUUGCCGAUUGCAACCUGCUUUCGAACACCAUAAUAUCGGCGAACAACAUAUUAAAACGAACCAUAAACUUGGAGAUCUAUCUCUGUAUCCUAAAUGGGCUCGAACGGCUUGUCCUCGCCAACACCACCACUCGGCCUCUGCUGGAGAAGGUAGAGAAGCUGGCCCUGGACCUGGUCAAGCUGGACAACGAGAUGUUUUCGCUGGCCGCCCUGAAGCUGUUGGUGACAUGCAUCUACCACAGCUCCACCGAUCAGCUGGAGAACACCGAGCGCUCGAACGGAAUCGUACAGGACGAACCGGACAUUAUCAUUCAGCAGAUCGAAAAAAUUGAGAUUCUGUUUGCCAAAAUUCGCACAACCACUCCCCAAGGUGCCAAAGUGUUCGGCGAUGUGCUCUGCCAGCUGAUCCGGGAUUUGCUCCCGCCCAACGAAAUACUGACCAAAGUUUUCAAAGAACUGAUGCUGAAUCAGCCCAACCCGGACACGAUUGCCACCGUGACGCAUCAGGUGUUUCGGUCCGCGAUCGAUUGCUCCUAUCUGACGUUGCUGCAGGAGUGGCUGUUGUGCUCUUUGCCGAACUUCCUGUCGUUGUCCCAGAUCAACAAAUCGGUCUGGUGUCUCACGGUUAUUUUCAUUUCCGCCUCUCUCAAUCAGCAUCUGCUGAAGCUGUUCCCGGAAAUCCUAUCGCUGCCAUCCUAUCAGCAGCUGAACGAACGCGAGGUGAACAAUUUCAUCCUCUCGGCGAAGGAUUUCUACCGCAAGCUGGACCAACCGCAGAAGACCAAGUUCAGGGAGAUUUUCCAGCAGAAUGAUUCGGCUGUGUACCGAAGUCUGCUACAGUGUUUGGACGAAAGGUGCCCCGGUAAGACCGUCGACGGGUUAUCUGUAAGUAUUUUUUGAAAGACUAACAGAGUUUAACUGUUUAUUUUUUUCCUCUCCACCCACUUUAAAUGUUCUUGUUACUAUUUAUAACGAAAAAGUGCAAUGGAACGAAUGAAAUAUAUACAAGAUAGAGAAU
This is a messenger RNA of Toxorhynchites rutilus septentrionalis, 9194 nucleotides long. RefSeq names its product huntingtin (gene htt). The coding region runs from base 320 to 9076 and encodes 2918 amino acids. Gene Ontology annotation, cellular component: nucleus; cytoplasm. The record is from RefSeq and is a predicted model, not a curated record. The transcript is spliced from 14 exons. Lineage: Eukaryota; Metazoa; Arthropoda; Insecta; Diptera; Culicidae.